AUGGACAGGUUCAAGGCAACCAAGACCCCGGAUUUGACAGAACUCGACAACACUACGUCUACAACCACGAACCCACACUACAAGGGCAGCAGACCGACGGUGUUGUACGUCAGGGCCGAGAUUGAGGCUCUCCGCGUCAGGGAGCGGCGAAUCUCUGCAGAGAAGAUUGCCAGAGAUCGCAAGGAGAAGGCCGAGAGGCUAGCCAACGAUCGCAGGGAGAAAGCCAACAAACUGGAGAGAGAGCGCAGGGAGAAGAGUGCCAGGAUCGAGAUGCUCAAGGCCGAUCACGACAUCGACCCCGAAAUGGUUACCAACGAGGACUUGAAGAACGCCAUUUUCGGCGACUACUUGGAUUCCGACACCCCGUUUACGUCGCUUCAAGACGCUAGGCAAGCGUAUCGGUUCAAAGACCAGGCAGCAAAGACUGUGCCCGCCGAUCCCGUGAGAGCCCUCAACUUCUUGCAAAAUGUUGAGUUUCUCACGUCGCAGACUACGAGGGCCGUUCCCGGCGACUCUGUUUCGGUAAUUCAACGAGCCUUGCAGAGCGUGGUAGAUGCGCUUUCCAGCCCUGGUAACAACGAGGUGUUGGGAAACGACGACCAAGCCAUGUUCGACACGUUCUGGCGCACGAACGAUAUCAUUCAAGGCGUGAUUGGCCGAGAGGGACUGUCGGUAGCGAUCGUUUCAUUCCUGAACCCCGAGGACGUGAAGAGACUCGAGCAAAGCAACAUGAAAAGGCUCGUCUACAACGCAAGGUUCAUCUCGGAGAAGUGCCAGGCUCGCAGGCGCAUCGGCCGCGUCAUCCAGCGCGUGGUCGGCCAAGAGGGCUUAUCGGCGGCGAUCGUUUCGUUUCUGUGCCCGGCGGACGUGCGACGGCUCCAGAAAAGCAGCAUGAGACAGCUCGCCUCCAACGCCAAGUUUGUUUCGAAGAGAUCGGACGCGCGCCGCAGGCUUUGCUGCGAAAUCGAGCAGCUGGGGGGGAUACCGGACGUCGGCGCCUUCCUAGAGGACCCUGCUGUCUUGGAGCGCGUGACGAGGCUGCGGGGCGACCCUGCGGCGAGACGAGAGAUGUUGUCGAAGGCAAUGGAGGCCGAAGGGAUGAGCAUCCGCGGGGACAGCGCGUUCUGUCGCGAGUUCAUCAACGGAUCAACGGACGUCGAUCUCGGUUCUUUGAAUUCACCCCGCUUCGGGAGGUGCGAUGGUGUCAUCGCGACCUCCGAUUCCUCCGGCCUCCACUAGGCUCGACCUACGUGUAUUCCCUUCAAGGAACGACUCGUUGAAAAUUGGCUUGACUUUGGGGCGUUGUGGACAAGGAACCACCGGGGCGGACAGGCCCGCCGUGCUGGACUUGUGCGACGAAAGUAUCCUGGACUUCAUACUUCUUGCAACGUUCUCGAAUGCGGCGACACCUGAUUUUACAUCAAUAUUGCAUGGGUGCCAAGGCCGCAACAUAACGAGCGGCCGAUCAGCGGUUGCUCACCUUAGCACGAGAUUGACUGCUUGGAAGAAGAACAACCGGGCAGAGGCGACGGCCGACCAUGCCCGACUCUCCUUCUCCCACUCAAGCCCGAUUUCGCUACAUUUUUUCGCUACAUAUUUAUGGUUGGGGGAAACUAUGUUGUUGUUGUUGUCGGUGGUGGUGGUGGUUUCGAAAAAAACGUGAUACAGAGUAGUGCCCAUCUCAACACCCCAAGGGCCGGGUUGGUUGGGUAUGGAUAUGCGUAGUAAGAAGUAGUAUGUCAUUUAUCGCCGGGCUCCGCAACCGGCAUUAUAGGUCUCUUGUGGUUUAUCGCAACUACAUGCACACUGUAGUUGUGUCAUGAUUGUGUGGGAUGUACUCAGGACGUCGUCCUUCCUUCUCAAGUGUAGCCACCCUUCGCGUUCUAUCUCUGCGCUUUUAUGUUCGGCUUAACCUUUUCUAGUAGUUCUUCUUGAAGAUGUUUUGAUGGCAUCUCGGGUGCUAAGUUUACUGUUUAGGCCUGAUUUUGAUUUAGAACCAAGUUAGUCUUCAUCAGAUAGUACAUGGCACAGACAGGAGGCGGAAGCGUCCGCGAAGCGCCAGCGAAGCGCCAGCGCGCGAGGGAAGCAGAAGCAGAGAGUACGGCCAUCUCGGGACCGAAGAGAAAGAGAGUCGGGGAAGCGGCGGUGGGGGGAAGAAACGGCGACCGGGCACUGCUGUAGAAGCGACUAGGGCGGCCGAGGCAGCACUUGUGGCGUACUGUGUACCCGGCUGAUGUUGUUGCGCCUGCUCCCCUCUCUGCCCUAUGCUGUACUCCUGUAUGUUCUUUGUAUUGCCUCCGGCCUCUGUGCUGUGCUUCUUUCUUCAUGUCC
Ectocarpus siliculosus is the source of this 2331-nucleotide messenger RNA. Lineage: Eukaryota; Phaeophyceae; Ectocarpales; Ectocarpaceae. The record is from the annotation of a GenBank genome assembly.